This is a messenger RNA of Hydractinia symbiolongicarpus, 1536 nucleotides long. RefSeq lists its product as uncharacterized. Gene Ontology annotation, molecular function: gap junction channel activity. The coding region runs from base 1 to 1536 and encodes 511 amino acids. The transcript is spliced from 6 exons. NCBI's taxonomy places the organism in Eukaryota, Metazoa, Cnidaria, Hydrozoa, Anthoathecata, Hydractiniidae. Gene Ontology annotation, cellular component: plasma membrane; gap junction. The record is from RefSeq and is a predicted model, not a curated record.
AUGUCUCUUAUCGCCAACAAUAUUAAAUCUAUACUUGCAAUUAAAAUCAAACCCAGACAUGACAGCUACACCGAUCAAUUCUGUCGGAUCUUUAUGCCGAAAAUGUUCAUCAUAUCCUGUCUAGUUAUGGGUGUGGACUGGUUCCACGACACCGUAGCAUGCAUGGUACCUAAGGAUAGUCAUCUGAGUGGCAGUUUUGUGCAUUCUGCGUGUUGGAUACAAGGGUUUUACGUUUUCCCCGAAAUGAUGAACCGUUUGGAGGAGUGCAAUUAUUACGGCAUACCAAAAAAUAUGAAUCAGGACGGCCAACUCGAGAAUGGUGACUUAUGUGAAACAAUGACACGACAAGGAAUGUCCAACCCAGAUUGUAAACCGAUGAUGAAGAGAUACUUUCUUCAAUUUCAAUGGAUGCCGUUUUAUAUUGCUAGUUUGGCUCUAUUGUUUUAUAUGCCGUAUGUUUUGUUUCGUAUUGUGAACACAGAUAUGAUUAGUUUGCGAGACACACUCACCAAAGAACAGAAAGACGCUGAUGAAGUUGUUCGAAAUUACUUUAACUACCACGUCAAUUCCGUCACGAAAUUACGUAUUCGCGUCAUAAUGAAUGCUUUCGUCAAACUUCUCUACAUUGUCGUCAACGUUCUCGGCUUUGUGUUUACAAACGACCUGUUGCUAGGAAACUUUAAAAACUAUGGAUUCAAGUGGGCCGAGUGGUCUCGUUUAAACCAUACAUCUGCGUUUGAUUUCUUCGAGGGAGACAUACCAAAGCCAGGGAACGUUUUGCUUCCAAGUUUUGGAUACUGUGAAAUUCAAGAAGCUCAUAUGGAUAUCAGGAAUGUCUUCUUCAAUACGAACAAAUUUAUCUGUGAAAUCUCGCCAAACAUUCUGUACCAAUACACUUUCAUUGUGUUAUGGUUUUGCAUGGUGCUCUCCAUCAUGAUCUCCAUCAUUGGGUUCCUCAUAAACGUGCUUGGUCACGUGGUUACGGUCACUUGCUUUCUAAGAAACGGAAAUCCAGCCAGACAAAUCUAUAAAAUCCUGACCUUGCGAGAAUGUGAAUACUUAACGUUCAUACGGCGCAAAAAUAUUCCCUUGUAUGGAGAUAUUUUGAGAAAGUUGAAAGAAUCGAGAGAAGAUAUGAAGCUAGUGAAUGGAAAUAUUGACCAUUACUUAAACGCUACACCAGAAAGAUCAGCUUUGCUCAAAAGCGGUAGCGCCCCACCUGACGAUACUCAAUGGUCCAAGUUCAAAGUUAAUUUCGUGCAAUGGAAUGGGGGCAUGCUGACAUCGGCAAAAAUAAAGACCCUUUUGGACCUAACCAAAAAAUUGAUUAGUAAACUUCACCAAGUUCGCAGUGCGCGUCACUUGUGGUUGCGAUCUUUGAAAUUCCGCACUUUGACAACAACCUUUGGAACGAAAUUUAUGAAAUUAGGUACGAGGAAACCGAAUGAUUUCACUCAACACCACUGUUCCUUGCGAAAAACAAAGGCAAAACAUGGCUUUGAAUUAAUUGAUGUUUUGUCUAUCAAUUGUACUUAG